UUCCUAAGAUUUUACUAUGACAGACAAUAUUCAAAACGCUAUCACCAUUUCUUUGCAAUGCACUCCCGGAUCGGAUGUAGCAAGUAAACUAUUAUUUAAUCACGACGAAAUUAAGCACACUAUAGUCAGUUCUUUGACAGGUAUAUUACGUAACUAAUAAACAUUUUAUAUAUAAAAUAUUGAACUAAAACUACUCAAAAUAGAUGGUAACAUUAAUGGAAAAAUGUAUACCAUUGCCAACAAUGAACAUCCAGAUGGUAAAAGAUCUGAUGUUAUAUAUAUCCCUAAAGAGAAACCGACGGAAUCAACCAGACCAAUUACGGUUGAAAUCCAGCAAACUCUUGACUGGGCGUUUUUUAGAAGACUAAACAGAUAUUGUCUCAAUAUCUGUGAUAAAUAUAAGGUUAUGCCAUUUGUUAUGGUAUUUGCCAUAAAAGGCUUUUCAAGUAAGUCUUUUAUGAAUGAAUUUGUCUUGAAUGAAGAAGGAUAUUACACAAUAUCAACAAAUCUUUGGGCAAAAUCAUUGAGAAUUUACACUCUUGAUUCGAUUGCGGAAAAUGUCAGUAUAGAAAAGCUAAAUCCAAUUAUUGCUCUUGCGUAUUUCCUUUGUGCGCAAGAAAAGUCUAUAAUUGGAUUAGAGUUAUGUGACAGCGUCCAUCUGCAAAAGCUAUACUUGUUAGCAUACAAAAUAUUUGAAGAAGCACAGAUGGAACAAAAAUCGACUACUGACAUAGUAAUUGGUUCAUUGAAAAAUGCUGAAAAGCAGUUUGAAAAAAUCCUGAAAUGUGCUGAAUCAGGAGAUUCAAAUCAGAUAAACAAAAUAAGAAAGUAUGCUGCAAAUGGGGCACAAUACGUUGGAAAAAAAGAAAACUCCUAGAAGAGGAAGAGGGGGAGUGUGUAACCCCAAUAGAAGAAGAUGAAAACGGAGAUAUAUUGUUUGUUAAACAAUAUAUUGAACGUUUGGAUGGAAAGAGAAUGGACUGGAGAGCUUGCUACUCGGAAGGAGUAGAAAAUGGAUAUUUUACUUUGUAUAAUAGUUAUUUAUCAUUAAAGGGUGCCUAUCAUAAGAAUAGGUUAUCAUAAAUAA
Molecule: messenger RNA, 1087 nt
Organism: Cokeromyces recurvatus
Lineage: Eukaryota; Fungi; Mucoromycota; Mucoromycetes; Mucorales; Mucoraceae
Exons: 2
Coding region: 224-877 (217 amino acids)
Source: RefSeq, a predicted model, not a curated record